AUGGAGCCGUCGGCUGCGCACCGCGUCCUCGGUAUCAUCGAAUUUCUCGAGCUAAUCCUUCUCGAACUUCCGGUCUUCAACAUAUUCCAAGCUCAGCGAGUCUCCAAGCAGUGGAAUACCGUCAUCUGCAACUCCUCACCGUUGCAACAGGCCAUGUGGCUCGCCCCUCUUGUUCCGGCUUCUCUGCGCAACAAGGAACAUCCAAACCUUUUCGACAAUUUUUAUGAUGAAGUCUAUGACCUAGCCUAUGACUGCAAGGAUCCUCAGUUCACUCUUUACCUCCUAGAAGAAAAGCACAUGACGUGGAAGGAGAUGCGGGUGUGCAAUCCAUCAUGCACGCGCCUUACGGUGCGUGGCCAGUUUUGGGAACUUGGUGUUCUGGACAACGAAACCGGCGUCCGGAUGGGGGAUGUGAUGAGGUUAAUUGGUACAAACUGGAUUUGGGAACGUGAUAUAUACGGUGUUGGCCACUAG
Mytilinidion resinicola is the source of this 474-nucleotide messenger RNA. RefSeq lists its product as uncharacterized. The transcript has 2 exons. The record is from RefSeq and is a predicted model, not a curated record. Lineage: Eukaryota; Fungi; Ascomycota; Dothideomycetes; Mytilinidiales; Mytilinidiaceae. Bases 1 to 474 code for a protein of 157 amino acids. Gene Ontology annotation, molecular function: protein binding.